Lobosporangium transversale is the source of this 1266-nucleotide messenger RNA. RefSeq lists its product as hypothetical. The transcript has 5 exons. Lineage: Eukaryota; Fungi; Mortierellomycota; Mortierellomycetes; Mortierellales; Mortierellaceae. The record is from RefSeq and is a predicted model, not a curated record. Bases 1 to 1266 code for a protein of 421 amino acids.
AUGAAUGCCAAUGCCAAUGACAAUGCAAAUAUAGCCGAAUUAUCAUCACAACCAUCACCACCACCUGCUACAGAAAGUCUGGAUCCUGUGGCGUCUUAUUCAGCAUGGCGUAAAAAAAAGGACACGGAGACUCUUCAAGGCACACAGCCACAGCCACAGGCGGCGAUGGAAUCAUUCUUGAAACAACAUUCAGCAUACGAUGUUUUGCCUGUCAGUUAUCGUCAAAUUGUCCUGGAUACCACAUUACUGGUCAAGAAGGCGCUUUCAGUCUUGAUGCAAUAUAAUAUUGUAUCAGCACCAUUAUGGGAUUCGACCAAGCGCAAGUUUGCAGGAAUGCUGACAGCAACGGAUUUCAUUAACCUUAUCCAGUUUUAUUAUUCGCACUCGUCUUAUUCUGCCGCCAUUCGGGAAAUGGAUCAAUUCCAGAUAUCACAAUUGCGAGAUGUCGAAAAACUUAUUGGAGUCCCACCACCUGAACUCUUUUCACUCCAUCCAUUGCAGUCAUUGUACGACGCAUGUCAAUUGCUUGUUGAAUCGCGUGCACAUCGAUUACCCCUUGUGGAUGUGGACUCAGAGACAGGAGAAGAGAUGAUCGUAUCAGUGUUGACACAGUACAGGAUCCUCAAAUUCAUUGCCAUGAACUAUCAGGAUGAAAAGACAUUAAGACAACCUCUUUCAGAACUCAAAAUUGGGAUCUAUACUGAUUUGGCAGUGGCUGAUCUUUCGAGUCCAGUGAUGUCGGUCAUUGAUAUGUUUGUGAAGCGGAGGAUCUCCUCAGUCCCCAUUGUUGAUGAAGAUGGCGUCGUGUUAAAUGUCUUUGAGACAGUUGAUGUGAUGGUAUGUACAUUGGUCAAGGCAGGAGUAUAUCGCGAUUUAGAUUUGUGUGUGGCAGAGGCAUUACUUCGACGACCAGAGGAUUUUGCAGGAGUCCAUACUUGUACCUUGAACGAUAGCUUAUCAUCGAUCUUUGGGACCAUCCGUAAAUCACAAGUACACCGACUGAUUGUCGUGGAUAGUGGGAACAAACUGAAGGGAAUCGUCAGUCUAUCGGAUAUUAUGCGCUAUCUUAUCAAAGGCAACGAUGCUAAGCCUUCUUCUACCACUAAUACUGCUACGACUACAACAGCUUCGACGACAACUUCGACUUCCUCUUCCAUGCCUGAUCCUAAUUUUAAUCCUGCUCCUUCAUCAACAUCAACAGCAACGGAAUUGAAUAAACAGGAGGAACCACCAGUAGCAGAGGAAGUAACACCAACGAGCUUUUGA